AUGGACGAAAUUACCCACUCCCCUAUUCAUCGUCAUGACACAAACGAAAGCAAAGUAAUAGCUGGUUCUUAUACUGAGCAUGUUCAUGAUAUAGGCGGGAAAGACAGAAGUCAUAUUCCAGAGCAUCUUCGUAUUCCAGUACCAGAUCAGGAAAAAGCUGCCCCUACUUUCUUUUCAAGGGUUGGCGGCAAGAUCAAUUCAUUUUGCAGCAAGUUUAUCUUUUCUCCAAGCAUGAAGAUAAUCCGCUUUUUGCAAAAGAGAACCAACCUCACAUUCUGGAUUGUCCUGGCCAUGGUCAUUGGUAUUCUCAUUGGUCGAUUUGCUCCUGCUGCUGGCAAAGAAAUCAAGCCAUUGGGUGAUGCAUUCAUCCAAAUGAUCAAGAUUAUUAUCGUUCCUCUCGUCUUUAGUGUUCUCGUCAUCGGUAUCGCCGGUCACGGUGAUGAUAUUGCAAAAGUAGGCAAACUGGCGAUCAAGACAAUCAUUUAUUUCGAAGUGGUCACCACAUUAGCUCUUGCUGUUGGCCUUAUUAUGGCAAAUAUUAUCAAACCUGGCGCAGGUGUUAUAUUACCUGUAGGACAAGAUACGUCGGCCGUACAAGAAAUGGCUAAUAAGGAAAAAACUUCCAUUACUUGGUCAGGUGAAAUGUUUCUUAUUAUUCCCGAAAGCUUCUUCAAGGCUGCUGUUGAAAACAAGGUUCUUGCUAUCGUCUUUUGUGCUGUCAUGUUUUCUUGCGCCAUGAUGAAAGCAGACAAGAAGAGCAAGAAAGUCAUGCUCGAGAUUAAUGAAGCCCUUUCUCAGGUCAUGUUUAAAUUUGUCGGUUUGGUCAUGAAUUAUGCUCCUAUUGGUAUUGGUGCUGCCUUGGCUGCUACUGUAGGCGCUAAUGGUAUCAGUGUUCUUGCCAACCUUGGCAAGCUCAUUGGUUGUGUCUAUGCAUCCUUGGUUAUCUUUUUAAUUGUCAUUUUGGUUCCCAUCAUGUUGGUUUGCAGAAUUCCCGUUAUUGGUUUCUUUAAAGCAAUUGGUCAACCAUGGUUGCUUGCAUUCAGUUCAGCUUCCAGUGAAUCGGCACUUCCUUUGGCAUUUGAGCGCAUGCGCGAAUUUGGUUGCCCCAACUCACUUACUGGUUUUGUGAUCCCUUGUGGCUACUCUUUCAAUCUCGACGGCACUACCCUCUAUCUCUCCUUGGCCACGAUCUUUUCUGCUCAGGCAGCAGGAAUGGAUUUACCCAUCAGCACUCAACUCUCUAUCAUGGGCACCUUGAUGCUUUCAUCUAAAGGUGUUGCAGCCAUUCCCCGUGCUUCACUUGUUGUCUUGUCAGGCACACUCAGUCAGUACAAUAUACCCCUGGAAGCCGUACUAAUGAUUAUGGGUGUUGAUGCCAUCAUGGACAUGGCUCGUACUUCACUCAAUGUACUUGGUAACUGUCUCGGCUGUUGUGUGAUGUCACGUAUCGAAGGAUCCUUCAGAGGCGAAGAAUGGCGUCAAGAAGAAGAAGACCGUCGAUACAAGCGAUGGCUUGAUGAACAGGAAAAGUAUAACACUGAUGAUAAUCUAUCCAACGUCAUUGUCAUCCGUGAUGAAAAGAAUGUAUAGUAACUUAUUUUUAUAAUUGUAUCAGUAUUUAUCCAUAAUAUUUUUAGCAAUAAAACUUGAUAGAAAAAAGUUUCUUUUUAUCGACUCGUUUAGACGUUUUGCUGUCUUUUUAUUUUAUUAAAUCAUUAUUUAAUUUGUAUGUUGUUAGUAUUUACACUCGAGUGAAUGCGUUUUCUAUUAAUGUAUGAUGCAGUUUUCUUUUCUUUUCUUUUCUUUUUUUCUAUAAAGAAGUUGAUUGUAAAAGAGCAUUUUUUGGUGUUCGCAUCA
Molecule: messenger RNA, 1857 nt
Organism: Rhizopus microsporus ATCC 52813
Lineage: Eukaryota; Fungi; Mucoromycota; Mucoromycetes; Mucorales; Rhizopodaceae
Product: SDF-domain-containing protein
Exons: 5
Coding region: 1-1590 (529 amino acids)
Biological process (GO): dicarboxylic acid transport
Cellular component (GO): plasma membrane
Molecular function (GO): symporter activity
Source: RefSeq, a predicted model, not a curated record